GACAACUUAAGUUACUAUUUACUUUUCAGAUUACAAUUUUUCAUACCUGUCCAGUAAGAACUACGUAUCUCCAAAAUCAGUGAUUUUGAACUUUUCAAAUAAACUAAAGGAUUAUUAUUUAUUAGGAUACAUGUUCCUUUAUGAGUUGAAAAACACACCACGGGGUGGAGGAGGAUAAAGAAUCGUAUUAAACUUCAGAUUUAAAUUUUUUAUAGAAAAAUUAAGGUUCUCUAAAUCUGUGAUAUGUAUGUUGUGUCAUUCCUCAACAAGAGUGUAUUUUCAAGCUUGUGUGUGUGUAAUGACUGCCAAAGAUAGUAAAAUCUGAAUACUGUAAUAAAUUGUGGUUUUCAGGCAAGUACAAUUACUGCAUGUGUGUCUAAGUAUUCUGAAUGAUGCUGCUGCAUUGUGUUACAGUCUCAAACAUCCUCAUCUAUGCUUAAAUCAAUUAGAUUCAUGGUAGCAGGAGGAAGGACAUGACAUUUUGUCACUGUCUUACGGACUGAUGAAUAUGUGGUAGUAUAGGAGAUCUAUAACUAAUCUGGAUGGUGAUACUGAUGCUCCACUCAUAGAAGAACACACUCUCUCGUUGUCUGAUGAAAAUGCCAGGAGCUGGCAGGUAUGAUAAUGAAUCACAUCGAUAUCUGAGGCAGGAUGGUGGGUUUACUGACCUCUCCUGACUCAUUUAAUGGAAAACUGGCUCCAUCCUCGGCGGCACGGCCCGAGCGCUGAUGGCCUGGGCUCUACUGGCACAUCCAGAGCAAGCCUGCCGAUACCUGCAAGAUGACUCAGAGGACAAGCUUGUGCCACCUCAACUGAACGUGACGUCAGUUUAGAGGGAACAAACAUGAGUGUUGCACUCUCGAUAAUAUCCUGCCGAGUAAAAGUAUUAGAAGCAGCAGCAAAAGGCCUCAACAGCAAACUUUUCCCAGGUCCAACAAGUUAAUCCAACCAUGUCGCUUCUUAGUUUAAUCUCUAAAUAGUGAUCAGAAUUAAUUGGAUUAUUGUAUGAACACUCAUAAUAUGGGAAUUAAAAGGUAGGCUGUGGGCUGGAUUUUAUUUAAAUUAAGUUUAAUGGAGCAGAAGUACAAACUACCAUGAAAUGGCAGCAGUCUGCUACUCAAAAGAAGAAGCACAGCACAGUUGCUUUGGCUUCCUUUCCGCUAUCGCUGGCCUUCAGAGGCUUUUGGGGAUGUGCAUGUGGUCGCUUCCUGUCGCGUGAACACUGGCCUGUGUUACCACCACGUGGGGGUAAGAGGAACUGAACCCAGAUCAGAGUCGCUGCUGGAGGUUUGCUGCCCUCCGCAGGCUGCUUCCCGGUAAAUGCGCCUCUUUUCGGAGAUAAAGAAGGAACAUCCCGGCGUGGUGAAGGAAACCCCUAAAACAUAAUGAAGUGCGGGGCAGGGUCGCAGUAUUGCACCACACAAAUCACCGGCUUUUGCUCCUGUGCAGAGUUUCUGAUCCAGAAAGAGCCCAUAAUGUUCAGGAUGCACUUUUCAUCUGCCUACAUGCCAAACAGCGGCUGGCUCGGGGUGACUCUUCAUCUCUCCGGAGGACACGAAGAUUUAUCGCCACGCUGUUUCCAUUUUUAAGCACAUUUAAGACAUUCCCUGCAAACCCCGAUCGACUAAUUCGCCUUAUUAGUGAUCGUGUGUUGCGUUCAGGGUCCCGGCGGCGUGAAUAAUGGCAGAUAAAGCGGCAUGGCACGUCAGGAGCACACAGGGAGAGUGACAAGGACGGGGAGAGGGAGAAAGAAAGGGGAGGGGAGCUGACAUUAAAGCAACACAACAAGGAAACUACACUGCGGAGCCACAGACGCCUUCAUUUUAUGUUUUUGAAUAAUCGCCGGAGCCAGUGUGGCGAAGUGUGUCUGCGAAAGCCGCCCGGAGCUCGAGCCCACACCGCGUCAAGUGCCCCGGAAAGGAGCCGCUUUUCACCGAGCUCCCCGACGCGUCCCGAGAUAUGGGCUCAGAGCCACCCAGCUCUCCACAGGUGGUGGAGGAUGGAGGAGAGGAGGAUGAGGAGGAGCUGAGCGGAGGGGAGGAGGCAGACCUGCGGUCCAGCUCCGGCCGGGGCUCCCUGCUGACCCGGCGAGGCAUCACCCUGAGAGUGCUGCUCAAAGACGGCCUGGUGGAGCCAGGGGACGGCGUGCUGGCCAUCCACUACCUGGGUAAGAACUUCGUGGGAGACCUGUUGAAUGAUGGGAAAAUCAGAUGGGUGGAGACGGGCCAGAUCUUCAACUCUCCUAGUGCCUGGGCAACACACUGCAAACGGCUGGUCAACCCAGCCAAGAAGUCCGGCUGUGGCUGGGCGUCUGUGCGCUACCGGGGACAGAAGCUGGUCCAGUAUAAGACCACCUGGCUGCACAAGUACCAGCCCAGCGCGGACAUGAGCCUGGUGAGUGAGGAGGACGACGAUGAGGAUGAAGAGGAGGGCAAGACAGCUGUGCAGGCAGAUGAGAAGAUGAAGAACAACAAACCUGGACUGCAUGAUGUGCUAGUUUCACGGAGAGCCGACAGAGAGAGGAUUCCCGUCAGGUACUGCACCUUGGGCACCAGGGAUGCUACCAGAGAUCCGCACACACUGGUGGAGCUGUCGGCCUUCUCAGCCAUCAACCGAUUCCAGCCUUUCAAUGUAGCCGUGUCCAGUAAUGUGCUGCUGCUAAUGGACUUCCACUGUCACCUGACCACCAGCGAGGUGGUGGGAUACCUCGGAGGACGAUGGGACACCAACACACAACUGCUGACAGUCUUGAGGGCUUUCCCCUGUCGGACCAGGCUGGCGGACAGAGACUCUGCUUCUGCUGUGGAGGAGGAGAUCUGUCAGAACCUGUUCAUGCGCGGGCUGUCGUUGGUGGGCUGGUACCACAGUCACCCGCGAGGUCCGGCUCUGCCGUCGCUGCAGGACAUCGACUCCCAGAUGGACCAUCAGCUGAGGCUGCAGGGCUCGAACAACGGCUUCCAGCCCUGUCUGGGCAUCAUCUGUGGUCCUUAUUAUCACGGCAAUCAAGGUGUGGCGUCCACAAUAACCCCGUUCUGGGUCGUACCACCACCUGAGCAACGGCCCAAUGACUACGGUAUCCCAGUGGCUGUCGAGGUCACAUACGUACAGGACAACUUUCUCACCAGUGAUGUUCUUAAUGAGAUGAUGCUGCUGGUUGACUACUACAGAGCAGCUCCAGACCUCGUCCAGUUCAGCCAGUACUGGUGCCCUGAUACGACCAUGAUGGACAAGAUCAAGGGCUCUCUGAGUUGCCACGCUCCCAAAGACCAAGCCUACUCUCAGAUCUUAGAGCACGUCUACAGUCAGCUGAGCAACAUGCACUGAGUGGCUCGGCUGUGCAUGUGUGCAUGUGGCCGCUCUCCAUCUCAAGUCUUUCCAUUUCAAACACCUUGUGUGCAGAGCUGACAGGUCUGGGGAAAGACCUGCUUGAAAAACAUCCAUAAAAGACAAAAAACAUAGAUGCCUUGAAUUCUCUCAUUGAGUGAUGUUUAAUUUUGAAACAGCAUUAUGGUGAGUUAAAAAAAAAAAACAGGUCAGUAACUCUGAAGGUGCUAAAUCUUGUAUUUACCAA
Messenger RNA from Chelmon rostratus (copperband butterflyfish), 3571 nucleotides. It is a transcript of the gene mpnd, whose product is annotated as MPN domain containing. Gene Ontology annotation, biological process: double-strand break repair. Gene Ontology annotation, molecular function: polyubiquitin modification-dependent protein binding; metallopeptidase activity. NCBI's taxonomy places the organism in Eukaryota, Metazoa, Chordata, Actinopteri, Chaetodontiformes, Chaetodontidae. The record is from RefSeq and is a predicted model, not a curated record. The transcript has 13 exons. Bases 1960 to 3324 code for a protein of 454 amino acids. Gene Ontology annotation, cellular component: BRCA1-A complex; BRISC complex.